CCGGCGAAAUACUGAAGACACUUUAGCUCAUGGCUGUUGACUUUACCCCAGAUCAUAAGUAGUGUCGCCCUAUCAUAUAGGUCAGUAAAACCACGCCGACUUGACUGUUUAUCGGAUGGGUAUGGCGUAAAGGUUGGUUUCUAGCAGAGUAUUACAUGAGUAGUUUAGUUGGAAAAUUGUGUUUUGCGCUAUUUUAGCCAUGACACUGCCGGCUUUACAAAACACAAGUGUGUUUUAUCGGCGAAUUCUGUCACAGUUUCCCCAAGACAUUAGCUUGGCUUUUGCAUAUGGAUCUGGUGUAUUUAAGCAAUCUGGAACGACCCAAGGUCAGAUGGGGAAAAACAUGGUGGACUUUGUGUUUGCUGUAGAUGACCCGGUCACUUGGCACACAAUGAACUUGAUAGAAAACAGGAAACAUUACUCUUUCCUUAAAUACCUGGGGCCCAAGCAGAUCAGCAACAUUCAGAAUGAGCAUGGUGCUGGAGUGUACUUCAAUACCUUAAUACCAGCUGAUGGAAGGUUGAUCAAAUAUGGUGUCAUAAGCACAGAUACCUUGGUUGAUGACUUACUUCACUGGAAGACCUUGUACAUUGCUGGCAGAUUGCACAAACCAGUGCGCAUCCUCCUGCAGAGUGAUAACGGGAAACUGAGGGCUGCUUUAGUCGGGAACCUGAAGAGCGCAGUCACAGCGUCGUUCCUCAUGCUUCCAGAGAGCUUCUCUGAGGAGGAUCUCUUCCUCCAAAUCGCAGGGCUCUCCUACUCUGGGGAUUUUAGGAUGGUGAUUGGUGAGGACAAAUCCAAGGUUUCCAACAUAGUCAAGGACAACCUGCAGCACUUCCGUUCAUUAUACAACAGUAUUCUCCAAGAGUGCCCACAGGUGGUAUACAAGCCACAACAAGGAAAGUUAGAGGUUGACAAAAGCCCAGAGGGUCAGUUUACUCAGCUGAUGGCUCUACCCAGAACUCUACAGCAGCAGAUCACACGGCUGGUGGAUCCCCCCGGAAAGAACCGGGAUGUGGAGGAGAUAUUACUGCAGGUUGCCCAGGACCCUGACUGUGGCUCAGUCGUACAGCAAGGUAUUUCAGCAAUAGUGAAAAGCUCUAGCAUAUCACAGAGCGCUAAGGGGAUUGUCACUGCUGGAAUGGUGAAAACUGUCUCCUAUAGUACAAAGAAGCUUCUGAAAAUGUGGAGAGGCUGGAGAAGAAAGCCGUCCUGAUCUGUUUUCUUUGUCUGCUUUGAUUAACUCUGCUUUUUGAACAAACAUUUUCCUUGUUGGUACACAAUGUCUUCCCUGGUCUUUCUCAAUGUUUGUUUGAAACAUGCACCUCUACACUCAAACCACGUGAGGUGCCCACUCUCAAGCUAACCGAAAGCACACCAGUGUUACCAUAUUACCAGUAGAGUUACUGCUGGAAAUAGGGUACAUAUUCCACCUCUGUUUGUGGUAAUGACUAAAAUAUUUUAAGUGUUGAUCUUAAAAAGUUAGAAAUGUUCAUUCCACAUGUCAAAUCCAAAGCUUGAGCCUCACAAAAUGGCAAACUGGUCACAUCUCCUCCACACUAAAGGGUUUGUGUGAUAAGAGUUGUGUUGUGCAUCUGAU
Messenger RNA from Chanos chanos (milkfish), 1600 nucleotides. It is a transcript of the gene tamm41, whose product is annotated as TAM41 mitochondrial translocator assembly and maintenance homolog. The coding region runs from base 200 to 1216 and encodes 338 amino acids. Gene Ontology annotation, molecular function: phosphatidate cytidylyltransferase activity. Gene Ontology annotation, biological process: cardiolipin biosynthetic process; CDP-diacylglycerol biosynthetic process. NCBI's taxonomy places the organism in Eukaryota, Metazoa, Chordata, Actinopteri, Gonorynchiformes, Chanidae. The record is from RefSeq and is a predicted model, not a curated record. The transcript has 8 exons. Gene Ontology annotation, cellular component: mitochondrion.